Messenger RNA from Cuscuta epithymum, 3676 nucleotides. Lineage: Eukaryota; Viridiplantae; Streptophyta; Magnoliopsida; Solanales; Convolvulaceae. The record is from the annotation of a GenBank genome assembly.
GUAGACUCAUUUUCACAAACUCCAACUGCAAGUGAAAAAAUCCCUUGAUUAGCAUCAAUAGCUACGGCUGCAAGUAAUAUUCCUCCAAAUGGCCCUUUAAGAAAACAUCCAUCCAAACCAAUAAAAGGUCUACACCCAGUCAAGUACCCUUGUUGUUGUGCUUUCAAGCAUAAAAAGAAUCUCUUGAAAUGGAGUAGAAAAUCUGCACCAGGAGACCAUCCUUGAACUAAUGCAGUUGACCCCGGGUUCUUUAGCAGUACAAUUUGACAAUAUUUGCGAAUCUUGCGGUAACCUACAACAUAAUCACUAGAGCACAUUUUCUUUACUGCAGCUUUUGCUCUAUAAAGUGUUAGAUUACUCGCUUCCACGCCUUGCUUUUCCAGCAAAAGGGUUUUCAGCACUUGAAUUGGUAGUUCGGGAUGCCUCCUUAAUAGAUCUAAAUACUUAUUUGCAAUCCAUUUUGCAUCAGCCUCCACAUUCUUCUUUGAUCUAAUACAUGUAUGUUUUCUAAUAUACGUCUUCACUUGAAAUGUGGUCAAAUCUGCGAGUCUUGAGGCGUGAAUUCUCCACUUGCAAUUUUCUGCGGCACACACACAGGUAACUCCUGAUUUCUCAUUUUUUAUCCUUGAAAUGGUCACUCCUUGUAUUGCAUAGUCUUUGAGUACACUUCUAAACUUAUCAACACUAUGAACAUGUCUCCUCUUUUGAAGAGAACUUUUCCGUCCAAACCUAGCUGCCACAUCCUCCCCUUAAUAUGUCUUUUCACCUUUGAAGCUAUGAAAUCAUCGCCUUCACUGUCAAAUUCGGUUUCUGAAUUAUCAUCGCCAUCUGAUAAGUCCAUCAUUCUUGCAUUAUUUGGAAGCUCAAUAUCUUCAUAAUGUCUCUCACAUUCAGAACCUUCUUUUUCCACCUCAGUAACUUCAUUUAUAUUUAUUUCAGCAUCCUCAUUAUCGCUCCAAUCAAAUUGCUCAUUAGGAUCAUGAUCCCAAUCUUCAAGGCGAGGUUGCACAUGGGCCCCAUGGUUUUUUCUAUCACCGUACUUGUUGCAUAUCCCAUGAAUAGAUUGGUCUUCAAUAUAGCUGUCAAGCUCAACCUCUUCCUCAUUAGUCCCUGUAUCUGCUCUAGGACCUUGCUCUACAUCAGUUUGAAGGAGGCAUGUGAAGGGAAAACCAGGAUGUUCUAUACUAAGUGGCAGCCAGUCAAUCUCAAAGUUUACAUUUUUCAACCGACGAGCUUCAUGGUCAUCAUAAAUACUCAGAAGUUGCCUGUCAGUCAGUAUUUCUAUCUUCUCAUCAUUCAAAGGAGAUGUUGCGUACACAACAUACAACUCACUACCAUCUAAACACAAAUUCAGCGCCUUGCUUUUCACACAAUUAACCAUAUCGAUCAAGCUAGUGUUCUCACUGUCCAAAUUCUUAAAGUGAUACAAACUCCCAUUGCACAAAACUUGGACAUUGAAAAUUCCCAUUCCUAAAAGAGAGAGGAAAUGUAAAUCAACUUAUUAAAAUCAUUUAAUAUGAAAUAUAAUGUGUGUGACAAAACAUUAAUAAAUCAAAAUUUUCCAAUGAAUUCGGGAAAUAAAUAAAUUUUCUACUAUCAAUAAAUAUAAGUAAACUUUAAGAUGAGUAGAGAACUGUGUUAAGCAAAUUUUAAAAAUUCCCAGCAUGCACGGAGUACAUUCAAGAACAUUCUUUAUUGAGAAUAAUAGCAUAAAUACAUAUAAACAUUUUUGUCUUUCAUAAAAUAUAAUGCGACUUAAAAGAUCAGAAGUUAAUUAAUAUCUGGUACUUACUAGCAAAGAACAUAUCAGUUAUUCACCAAUAUAGUAAGUGUUUUAUAAACUCUCUGUUUUAUGUGUCACUCUUGUUUUGACUAACCUAGUUAGGAGUAUUUUUCUGGAACUUCCUCAAAAUCCAGACUAUGAUGUCAAAUAUGCUAACAAAUUUCUCAUCAUCAGGAAUGACAAAAGGAAUUAUUCUCAAUCAAAAAACUGAAAAAGAAAAGGCAAAGUUUGGAAUUAAAAAGUAUCAAUCCACAUUUAUCCUUUAACAAAUCCAUAGUGCUCAUUAUCUCUAACCUAGUGACGUUGGAGACAUUAGAGAAGAAUAAGAGUCCAAAAGCAUGAGUGCUGGAGGAAAAAACCAUAUUACAUAAUUGGCCUCUCAAAUACGAUAGAAUUUAUUAGCUUAAAGGAGUAAACAUAUUUAAGAUUCUAAUAGAUUGAGAUAGUGAAUCGAACUAAUGAAAAGUCAUACCUGUUUCUACUGCUACUACAGAAAGAGCAUUUUCAGCAAUGAAGCAUGUGAAGACGGCACUUCGUAACAAAAUGGGAGAUGAUUUUCUUGAAGAUUCAUGAUGAUCUACAUUGAACGGGAUUUGGCCAAUAAGAUAGAUGUAGAUUCUAUUAUUGAUGAAUUUUAUACUUGAAGUCGCGUAGGGCACAACUUAAAUGAUGUUUUGAUGAAUAUUUAAAGUGUUAAUGACUAGACUUAUUAUUACGUAUGUGUAUUUCAAUUUUUUCCCUAGCCCACCCCAUUAUAACUUUCUGGAUCCGCCCCUGUAACAGUCUGAUCCUUCCUCCUCAAAGCUUGAUUAUAACUUGCUAUCUGCGCGCAAUUUUUCCUUUACUACUAGUUUAGUUUUGCUUUUGUGAGCUUUUAAUAAAUGGAUUUGGUUUUAAAUCUGAAUUGUUGGAUUCACAUUUCCUUACUUUUCAUCAGUUGCUGAUUUAGUCCGAUAUACGUUAGCAGAUCUUGAAAUGGCGACCUUCGAGCUUUAUAGGAGAUCAACGAUUGGUAUGUGCUUGACGGAGACGCUAGAUGAGAUGGUAUCCAGUGGCAUCCUUAGCCCGGAGCUUGCCAUCCAAGUCCUUGUUCAGUUCGACAAGUGGGUAUUUUGAUGCAGUCCAUGACUGAAGCUUUGGAGUCUCAAGUGAAGAACAAGGUCUCCGUCAAGGGGCAUCUUCACACAUAUCGGUUCUGUGACAAUGUUUGGACUUUUAUCUUACAAGAUGCUGUGUUCAAGAGUGAUGAAUGCCAGGAGACUGUUGGACACGUUAAGAUUGUGGCAUGUGAUUCAAAGCUUCUCUCCCAGUAGUGAGAUACGUUUGCAAAUGACGAAAAAGAAAACCAUUAAACAGAGUUUUUCAGUUCUGUUGUUUCAUAGAAAUUCGAUACUACUAAUGAAGAAAUAUGAAAAGCUGGGGGUUUCAUCUUUUGGCCAUAUUUCCCAGGCCAGGGAUGAAAUUGCAAUACCUUUCUGUGUCAACCUCGCAAGCCUCUACAAUGUUAACUUCACUUCAUUCCGCCAUAGUCUCCUUUUGUCCCUUUGUACUAUAUGGCUUAGUUCAAGUGUAUCAUCCCAUGCUUUGGCGUGCUGAAUUCUGAACCAUUCGCCUUAUUUCAUGUAUUUAUUCUCUAUUUUAAUGAGUGGAUGAUUGCCAUUUCAAGUUAAUCGUUUCCCGGACUUGAAUUAGUGUCUGGAUUUUAGUUUGUCUGACAUAUUUGCUAUCAGGUAAACUUUGUAAAUGUCAGUUGAUACAUAAUGUAAUUGGAACUGAUAUCAUAUUUCUCCGAGCUUUACAUUUAUUUCUAUAUUUUAACUUUCAAAAUCCGAACUAUGUAAAACAAAUAUUGUAUCGACUGACCUGAUAUUUUAAUGGUAUUUAUUAUCACAA